This is a messenger RNA of Zootermopsis nevadensis, 2811 nucleotides long. The record is from RefSeq and is a predicted model, not a curated record. Lineage: Eukaryota; Metazoa; Arthropoda; Insecta; Blattodea; Termopsidae.
GUAAGUAAUGGCAUAUAAAAUAAUGGCGACAGCAGUGGCCUCCCGGUUUGCUGUUCUUAGCAUGGACGAUGAUGAAGAUUCUCCGAAAAGAAAUCAGAAGAAGAAAGUCGAAAAUAAGAAAGCUGGAACCGGCAUACCAACUCAAAAGACAGAUUCAAGUCAAAAGAAGAAAAAUAAGAAAUCUGAUUCUGGGAAGACUUUCAGGAAAACAGAAGUUUACACUUGCUAAGGUGAUCUUCCAGCUGUCUGCAUACCAUGGGAACAGCAAAUGGCCUCAAUGAAUGGGACCCCCUUCACCAUUCUCCUAAGGAUCUAGUAAAGGAGCAGCAAUAUACGUAUCCUCGUUUACAUUGCAUCUGAAACAAUUCAAAACACUAUUCAUUUUCCUCACAUAUGAGAAUUUGAAUUCUAAUAAUUAACACAUUUGUGUGACAUUUUGUAGACAGGCACAGUGUAGACAGGUUCAUUGAUCAGUGUUAGUAAACCAUCAACAUAUACAAUUGAAAUUAUGGUAGGAGGAGAAUAAGAAUAAGACGAUGAUGUUUGACCAGAAGAAUAAAUUUGAAGUGCAUAAAUAUAAUAAGCUCGGCUGCUUCUUUAGUAGACAAGACAAGAAUUAAAAAACUGCAAGAAAGAUGGGUAUAAAGUGGCAUGACACAUCUCCUGAUCAGUGGGUUUGUGACUCUAUUACCCAGUGGCUGAAUGCCUCCCAUUCUUCUGACCAAAUUAUUAUGGAAUGUUGCUCAUCUGACUUUCCUGCAUUUUUAUGGAAAUGACAAGUCAUGUGCAGGGUGUAUAUAAAUUAUCUUUACAGUUUUAUGAAUAAAAACUUUAUGAAAAGACAGACACAUCUGCAAGAGAAACUCAAAGUUUAUUCUGAACAUUACACGUAUUCAUCAUGGGCACCGUUUAUCACAUGUACAUUGCCCAAAUAAUAUUCAAGCUCCAUCCAUGGAUGCUGCAGCGUGUUAUAGUUGGCUGUUGCAAUAUAAGCUGCAAUCCUGUCCUUCAAAUAAUUGAUGUCAAAAAAUUACAGCAGUGUGAUACCCAGUGCUAUGGCCGGCCUACCGAAGGAAGCAGCACAGCCAAUCCAUUGGUUUUGGAAAUGAUAAUUAAGAGACGCACACACAUUCAAGCUCCAAUGUGGUGGUGCAUUGUCUUGCUGGAAGAACUACAUGUACACCAGAAACUUGUGAUACAAAAUCAAAAAUUUACCUUCCUUGUAAAUUGUCCUGUAUUUUUAAUGUAGUGAUAAAUGCCUCAGCUUACACCACUUGAUGCCAAGCUGAAGCCACUACACAGUUUACUGGACAAGACAACCAAAAUGCUGAUGAAUGCUCAGAAUAAAAUACACAGCUGCUUCCCAAUCGGUUCUGAGAGCAAGUGUCAUCUUUUGCGUCCAGCGUGUGCUUUGUGUGUACUCCUUCAAGUAACUCCUGACAGACAUGGUUAGGUGUUAGGAGUGUUUGUUACCCUUUGCCCAGUAUCAGAUGCAAUAGGCUGAUGACAACUGACCCGAUGUACAAAGAUGGAUAUAGUGCAGUAGAAAACAAUGGGUGCAUGAGUAAAGUUGUAAAGCCACCACAGCCAAACUCAAAUACCAAAUCUAAAGGCAAGAUUGGAAAGGGUGAGGGCAGCAAAGAUGGACAGCAGAAAAAGAAAAGCCCCUCACAAGAACAGUGGGAUCAGUGGAAGAAGAAAGAUUCAGAGUUUGUAGAUGGAAACUAUGAACAGGAUCUUCAUCAGGCCAUCCUCCUGUCUAAGCUAGAUUAUGAAGAGAAAAAGGAUUUCUAUGAACUGUUGAAAAAGGAUGCAGAUGAAGAGAAAAAGAGUGCUGGCAAGAAAAACAAAAGGUCCAACAAAGCACAGCCCAUGUCUCUAGAACAGUUUAAUAAUCUUCAUUCAGAAGUAACAGGAGAAAGUUGUAUAAGUGAGUCUGUGGUGAACAGUAAAGUGAAUGAACAUGAUGAGGAAUUCUUUGAAAGAAUUGACAAUGACACAAGAAAAGCUCUUGAUAGAGAACAAAUAUUAGGACUUAGGAAAGCUCGAGAGCCAUUUAUCCAAGAAACCAUAACAAUUGCACAGUUUGAAGAUACUCUAGAGGAGAGAAAUAAAGAAAUAAAAUCUUUGAAAGAAGAAGUAGUGAAACUAAAAGAAGAAUUACAUAAUGUUAAAACAAGAAACAAGAAGCUCUGUAAUAUUCUAGCUCUAGGAGAAAUGAAAGACAAAGCAGAAGCACUGUUUGAAGUGGAUAAAUUACGAAGAGUGAAAGAUGAACUUUCCACAGAAGUGUCCAGCCUCCAUGCACAAUUAGAACAAGAAAGGUCAAAAGUGCGUGCCCUCACCUCAGAUUGCAAAAGCAAGGCACAGGUAACCUUGAGCACAAGAAGCGUGUGGCCAGUGAAACAACACAGUGAAACGAAACGUGGAAUUCUGAAUUCCAUUAUUCUAAAAGAUCUGUACUAUAUUCUUUAUAAAAUUAUCAGUUGGGAAAACUGACAUAUAGCUCAAGUCACAAGAGCUGGAGAAUAGAUACAAGUGGUUGAUCUUCCAUGUGAUAAUGUCUUCAUGUUCAUUAUUUUAAAACACAACUUCUCAAAACUUUUUGACCUGUUGUAAAGAAGAAUGUCUUGAGUUCUAAUGGUAAAUUGUUUGGUGCUUGAAAGUUCAAACGACAAGGAGGAGGAGGAAAAUGAAGGUGAAAUAUAAUGAUAAAUACGUGAUUUAUUGUUAAUAAGAAAUGUUACUUUGUCAAGUGUAUUUGUUUAAUAUGAGUAUGUUUUUGAGAAUAAACCAUAGUACUGUACUUAA